CGCGCCGAUGCGCGGCGCUGAGGGCGGCGGGAUGGCGCUGUGGCGGGGGCUGCGCUGCUGCCGCCGCGCCUUCGCCUGGCUGCCCGUGCUGCUCAUCGCGCUGCUCCUGCUCUGGUCCUACUACGGAUAUGUCUGCGAGCUCUGCCUCGUGACUGUGAGCAACCCUGUGGAGAAAGUGGCCUAUCUUGUAGUAUUCCAUAUUCUCUUUGUGCUCUUUGUGUGGACAUAUUGGAAGUCUGUUUUCACUCUCCCAAUACAACCAGGCAAAAAGUAUUCUGGCUCUCCAGCACUCACUUCCUCCCUUUGUCUUCUUAACAACCACAUUUCCCCACUGCAUGAAUCUCAGGAGCAGGAGUUCCACAUGUCCUACGCUGACCAGGAGCGCUACGAGAACGAGGAGAGGCCCGAGGUGCAGCGGCAGAUCCUCGCCGAGAUCGCCAGGAAGCUGCCGGUGUACACGAGGACAGGGAACGGAGGGAUUCGGUUCUGUGACAGAUGCCAGCUGAUCAAACCUGACCGUUGUCACCAUUGCUCUGUUUGUGCCAUGUGUGUGCUAAAAAUGGAUCAUCACUGUCCAUGGGUGAAUAACUGCAUUGGAUUUUCUAACUACAAAUUCUUUCUACUGUUCUUAGCCUAUUCUUUGUUGUAUUGCUUGUAUAUUGCUGCAACAGUCUUCAAGUAUUUCAUUAAGUAUUGGACAGGUGAGCUGACCAAUGGACGUUCCAAAUUUCACAUCCUUUUCCUUCUCUUUGUGGCGAUCAUGUUCUUUGUGAGCCUCAUGUUUCUGUUUGGCUACCACUGCUGGCUGGUCAGCAGGAACAGAUCCACUCUAGAGGCUUUCUCAGCUCCAGUGUUUCAAAAUGGCCCAGAUAAAAAUGGAUUCAAUCUUGGCUUUGUGAAGAAUCUCCAGCAAGUGUUUGGGGAAGAAAAAAAGCUCUGGUUGCUGCCUAUUGCCUCUAGCCUGGGGGAUGGACAAUUUUUCCCAAUGAGAACCUUGAGUGAAGCUCGGAACCCUCUCCUGACAAACGAGGAGCAGUGGGAAGAGGAUGGAAUAGAUGAAGAGCCUCAGGGUUCUGGUGAAGCUUCAUCCCUUGCCAUAGAAAGGGAGACAUAGCAGUGUGAAAACUCAGUGGUGGAAAGCUGGAUCAAAGCUUCCCUCUCAGGAGCCAACAUCCCUUCUCUUGGCAAGGACUUCAGUUUUGAGGGGCAGAAAACAGGUGGAUCUUCAAGAUGAGAAAACAUCCUGAAGUAUUGUCUGAUGGGAAUCUGCAUUCCAGAGUGCUUCUCCAGGAAUCCUGCUGUCCAGAUGUCCCAAGGCUUUAGAAAUUUAAGUUACGGAGUUAACAGAACAAUUUUACAGAGUGAUUCUGGCCAAUCUUCUUUGGCCUGCUCUCUUUAUUUUAUAAAUACUAUAUAUUUUUUAUUCAAAAUAGGUGAAAGUGUUGAUGCGAGUGCGUUUCCGAAGGCCUUUUCAUUUUGCAAACAUCAGGGACUCGAGCUCUUGAAAUUCUUCCAAGCCAUAAUAUUCUUGGGGAUGGUUAUUUAUUUUGAGGCUGAUUCUCCAACCUUCUCUGACAAGUGGCAUUUUCUAAUGUAUUUAAAUUCUGAGUGAGUUCAGCUCAAUGCAAGACAGACCCAGCUAAAUCUGGCACUAAAUUGGUAGCUGAAUGUAAGAGUGUUGAAAGCAAAAGUGCUGAACAUGCACAUGUACAUGUGCAGCUGUGAGUGAAAAUAAAAUAUUCACAUUGCCAGUAUCAAGAUUCAAGAAUAUUGUGGCCAUAGAUUUUUUUAAAUGUUUUUAGGGGGGGGUGUUAUUUUCCUUGAGUUUGGGUUAUAGUGCUCUUGCAUCCUUCUUGCGGGCUUGUAAAAUGCAAAAGGGAACUUCAGACAGUCCAGUUUGCAUUAAUUCCUAGGGUUAAAAUAUCAUCUCAUUCCUAGCUCAGUGUUUGAUGGAGAUUUGUGUGUUUGUGGAGUCAGAAAGGAAGAUGUGAAUUUGAAACGUGCACUGAAAGUUUGGCUCCAGGAGUUGUGUUUGGAGUUUACACUCCGCUGGGGUGGCUUGAACCCCAAAAUGCUGAAGACACAAUUGGUAUGUUGAAUUUUUUCAGACUUCUUCCCAGCUCAGUGCACUGACUGGCUUCAGGGGUUUCUGCACUAAGAGGUGAUCAGAUUUGUUUCUGCAUUUUGCUGCAUUUACAGUCAAAGAGGUGUAUCCCUGUUUUUGUUCUGGGGAAUGGAACUGAGACUUGGCUGGCUGCAUUAUGGAUAUUUUUCUAGACCUGAGUCCUUUUUUUUAAUCUGCAUGAUUCAGCCCAUCAUUCUUGUUUGAAUUAGGUGCAUGAUAAAAGUAUUGGUGUACUGCCUCUACGAUCAUUUAGUACCAUUUUCUAUCCCAUUUUUGUGUUUGUUUAUCAGCCCACUGGUGCUGGCAGUGACUACAGGAGCAGCUGUGCAUGGCAGGAGAAAGGAGCUGAUGAGUGAGUUUGGUGAUGGAGGCUUUGCCUACAGACUGAACCCCUUUUUCCUCUGUUCCUCUGCUGCUGCUGCUGCCACAGGGAAUGUGUUUGUGAGCCAGGGGAGCCUUGCAGA
Messenger RNA from Motacilla alba alba, 2589 nucleotides. RefSeq names its product zinc finger DHHC-type palmitoyltransferase 15 (gene ZDHHC15). Gene Ontology annotation, cellular component: endoplasmic reticulum; Golgi apparatus. Lineage: Eukaryota; Metazoa; Chordata; Aves; Passeriformes; Motacillidae. Gene Ontology annotation, molecular function: protein-cysteine S-palmitoyltransferase activity. Gene Ontology annotation, biological process: peptidyl-L-cysteine S-palmitoylation; synaptic vesicle maturation; protein targeting to membrane. Bases 8 to 1114 code for a protein of 368 amino acids. The record is from RefSeq and is a predicted model, not a curated record. The transcript is spliced from 13 exons.